Molecule: messenger RNA, 480 nt
Organism: Didymodactylos carnosus
Lineage: Eukaryota; Metazoa; Rotifera; Eurotatoria; Philodinida; Philodinidae
Source: the annotation of a GenBank genome assembly
AUGGUUCGUGCAAUGAGACGUACAGCAAUAUUCCUUUUGGUGAUCGCUAUUGUCCUUGCUCUAAUAAGUAUAUCGACUGAUCAUUGGUAUACGACACAUGAACAACGAGCUGGAUUAUGGAAAACGUGCAAUAUUGAUAACUUGAUAACGGGUUGUACACGAAAUCCAAAUCGAACACCUGCUGUGUCGGCAUUAGCUGGCGUCAUUCUCCUUUUGAUCGGUUUUAUUAUAUCUUUAUUACCGCAUCGUUCGGAAUAUCCGCCACGUUACCUCUCGUACGUGGUUAUUGUUGCUCUUCUGAUCGGGACAGUUUUGUUAGUCAUUAGUUAUAUUUCGUACGCGAAUAAUACUCAUUUUCGUCUAUUAGGCUAUUCAUAUUUUCUAAUGGUUAUCGUAACAAUUCUCACUCUUAUAGCCAUUGCAUUUUUACAAUAUUCAUCUAAACAAGUUCAAGUUACAUCCGAUAUUGGUGCUCUUUAG